GAGUUAAGUAGACCAGAAGAUCACCAGCUGAUCGACCCCGACGAAAACCGUACGGGUGGUCACUAAUCAGCUGGUGAUCCUCAAGGUACCGCAUGAGGUGGCAGUUUAUAACGGAUUCCAUUAUUUUGGAGAACAAGGGGGUGAUGGCGAUAGGCCUGUAGUUGGACGGGUCUGAGCGGUCGCCUUUUUUAGGGAUCGGGUAGACAAAAGCUGUCUUCCAUGAUUUUAGGACUACGCCUAGGGAGUAGGAGUACCGGAAAAGACGCGUUAGAACCGGUGCCAACUCCGGAGCACACGUCCUCAGCACAAUUGGGGGGAUUCCGUCAGGCCCACUCGACUUGUGGAUGUCAAGGGAGAGGAGUGCUCUGCGAACCGAGCGCUGUGAGAACCGCACAUCCGGCAUGGAGCACUCACACCGCGGGAUGGUCGGCGGUGUGUUCUCCCCGUCAUCAACAGUCGAGUUGGACGCAAAAAGGGAGCCUAAAAGGUCGGCCUUCUCUUUUGCGUCGUGGGCCAUUGAGUCGUCCUCCCUGUGCAGAGAUGGUAGUGAUGGCUUACAGAAAUUCCCUUGGACAGCCUUGGCGAGAGACCAGAAUGCACGGGUUCCCGAAGGAAGGCUAACUAGUUUCUCGCCAAUUCUGCCUAUGUGCUCUGACUUUGCCUUGGCAAUAACUCUUUUGAAGGACCUGGAGGCGAAGUUAUACUUCUUUUUAAGUAUGCUGGUGUUUACAUCCCGAGUCGCCGAAGCCGCAGUCCAGGCUUGAUAACACUCCUGUUUACUGCGUAAAGCAGUCUUACAGGAGCGACCAAACCAAGGCUGAGAUCUGCCUCCGAUGGGUACCACAUAUGAUGGAAUAAAUAGUUCCAUUCCCUGUAGCACCACAUCAGUGACAGAGUCAGCAACAGCGCUGGGAUCAUCCGGCAAGAAGCAAACCCGCCCCCAUGGGUAGGAAGCAAAGAAAGUCCGCAUUCCGUCCCAAUCCGCCGACCUGUAAUGCCAAACACGGCGGCAACCUGCAGAACGCAACCGCGAGGGGAGCGUGAGUGGCACCACACUCCGGAUCAGACAAUGGUCCGAAGAGCCAAGAGGGGCAUCGACGGAAACCUGAUAUCCGUCCGGAUGAGAGGUCAGCAGAAGGUCCAACAGGGAAGGUGUAUGAUCCUCAACAUCUGGAAUCCGCGUAGGCGAUGUAACCAGUUGUGUCAGACCAUAAAUUACACCAUUUAAUUUGAUUCUUAGAUAGUGAAGGAAUGUAUGUUGGAAGUAGUCACUGCAUUUUUUAAAGACGAAAAAAGAUGUUGUCGCUGCAAUUCAAAGUGUUCCAUUAUCGGCGAGAAGUUAUACACGAAGAACGGAAAUUUUAGCUGCUGAUAAUAAAAACACUCUUCUUGAACUUCUGCAAAAGGCACAUUGCUACGCCAUAGCACUUGAUGAAUUGCCGUUGAAAGGUAACACUCGAGGAGAAGAUUUAUUCAAGGUCAUUUAUGAAUUUAUUACUAAAUCUAUCAUUAGCUUUGAUAAAAUGAUGUCGCUUGUAACUGAAGGGGCCCCAGCAAUGAUUGGCAAAGAAAAAGGUGUAGUAAAGAGAAUCAGGGAUAAAAACUCAGGUCUAAUAUCGUAUCAGUACAUAAUUCACCAGGCAGCCCUUUGUGGAAAACUAUAUGCUACACUGAAAGAAGUGAUGGACAACUUUGUCAAGUUCAUUAAUUUUAUGAGAUCUCAAUCUGUUCUACAGCUCCGACAUUUCAAGGAGUUUCUUUCUGAAUGUGAUUAAGCGUAUUCUAAACACAACAAUGUUCGUUGGCUAAGUAAAGGUCAAGUUAUUGAACGUAUCUGGCUAAUAAAAGAACAAGUAACCUCCUUCUUGCAAAACUUAGAUACGCAGGGAGUCAGAAAGCGCUCUGAGUUCAUAACAAACAAGCGCAAUAUGCUGGUUGUGGCUUUUCUAAAAGAUAUUUUAAAAUAUUUAAAUGCGUUCAACACAGAGUUACAACGAAAUGGAAAAUUAAUAUGUGAUCUGAUACAAAGCAUGUCUGCUUUUCGCCGCAAGCUUUCUUUGAAAAAGAUAUUGCAAAACAAGCAUUUAUUCAUUUUCCGACAACUCUUGAAUAUGAAAAGGAGAACUCUGAAGAAGACAUUGCAGUUUUUGUAAAAUUUCUGGCCGACCUUAGGAACGAAUUUGCUACAAGAUUCCAAGACUUUCCAGGAGUGGGCAAGCUAUCUCCAUUUCUUAAAUUGCCAUUUGAAGUUGAUGUAGCGGCAGAAUGGACAGAUGUGGCUGCCAAGUUGUUUAAUCUGUCAAAGCCAUCACUUCAAAUGGAGAUAAUUGAUUUGUAAGAAGAUGUGUCUUUGCAAAUGUAUAAAACGGUAUCCACUGAAGAAUUUUGGGCCAAACAUAUCCCAGAAAAUUAUGAGAAUUGCAAGAAACCAGAUAUAAAUUUGGCAACUAUGUUUGGCUCAACAUACAUAUCGCUCAUUUGGAGAAACAUCGACGUAAAUGUAAUUUUUUCCAAAAAUUAGAUAAAUAUGACAAAUCACUUAGAAAGUGUAUUUACGUUAGGAGAAACAAAGACGUAAAUCAAAUUCAGUCUAUUUAUCGGUAGGUAGCGCUAGCGUCGUUGUUGCAUUUAUGCUAACUCGCAAAGAUCUCGCGGAAACAGCGACGCAUCGGUCAGUUGCGCGGGGAGCUCCGCAAAGUGUAUUUGUGUUUGGGUGCUACAUCGACGUAACGGUUAUUUACAAUAAUGCAAGGACGUGGUAGAAAGUUGGUCAAUUUAGUAAUGGAUAGACACGAACCAUCAUCUAUUGACACAAUGACGUAUUUAAAUAAUGUCAAUAUUGUUGGUGUUGCUGAUCAGAGUGGGAAUGCCAAUAGAAAUGAACAAGUUGAGAGUAUUUAUCCUGACUUGCCAAGUUUGCAAAACUCUCCGUAUCACAAUGAAGAUAUUUCAAGCAUUUUUAAUAACGUCACAGAGUAUGACACAAGUAAACACGAAUCAGAAACCUUCGAAUUCCAACCUCUUCGUGAUCUUAAGAAAUCUACAUCAACUUUAUCCUCAUCUAGCUCUGAUUCUGAAGACUCGACUGCCAGUAAGUCGAUUUUGACACAAGGGAACGUUUCCACAUUAGAACAAGAUAACUAUGUCGUUCCUCUUGUGUCUGAAUUCCAGCUCCAUUUACCAGCCAAUAAUAACUCGCAACCAGAAAUAUCUGAAUUAGUUUUACCAAAAUCCAUCGAAAAUAGUGCAAAUGUAGAUGGCAAAUAUUUAAAAUCAGACUGUGAAGAUUUUUCACCAGAUGACAGUGGUGAUGAAUAUCAGCCAGCAAAACGCACUCGCAAAAUGUCUUCAUCUAGUUCAAGCAGUUCCUCUUCAUCGUCAUCAAGCUCAUCAUCAAGCAGGUCCACUUCUUUUCACUCUACUACACGCAGGUCCAACUUAAUGCAAUCUGGCGAGACUCUCGAGGUUAUAUCACAGCAAAAUAAUCAUUCCAGUAACAAUGUGAUGCCAAAUGAUGGAUCACCCCAAAAUACAGAUAAUAUUGUUCAAUCUCCU
Molecule: messenger RNA, 3555 nt
Organism: Parnassius mnemosyne (clouded apollo)
Lineage: Eukaryota; Metazoa; Arthropoda; Insecta; Lepidoptera; Papilionidae
Source: the annotation of a GenBank genome assembly